Durio zibethinus is the source of this 1830-nucleotide messenger RNA. RefSeq lists its product as uncharacterized. The record is from RefSeq and is a predicted model, not a curated record. Lineage: Eukaryota; Viridiplantae; Streptophyta; Magnoliopsida; Malvales; Malvaceae.
CUCCAACGCAACCAAAAACGCCUCCCUCAAAUCAACAUCGCCUUUCCCUUUCAAAAGGCUAAAUUAAAACUAUUAUAUUAAAUUCUUUUUUUCUUUUGAUUAAUGCUUAAGUAAACACUACAUUGCUAAAACAGCGACGGCUUAAGAAAACCUAAUUUUAAACCAACAAAGAAGAAAAUCAACUCUCUUAUUCCUUAAAGAAAUACCCAAAGCGCAACUAAACCUCACUUUUACUAACCAACCUUUGUCUCUCUUCUUCUCUCUCUAGAACAUGCAGAGACAAUCCUUGGGUUCUCCAAGCUCCAAGCUCCACAUCCAUGGAGGAGAAGAGGUUUCCGUCGCCGAAGAUCAGAAACGCCGAGUAAUCAUCGACGAUGAUGACCGUAAAGACACCGGGCCUCGCCGAUUGUCGUUUUCGCCUUCAUCGUUUUCUCCAACGUCGUCGUCUAUAUCGCAUCCUAAGCCCGAGAGACUUAUUCACCUCAUUCCUGUUCUCACUCUCCUUUGCUUCCUCAUUCUUUACCUAGCUUCUCACAAUCCUUCACAAUCUGAUUUGGCUGCUUUUAAUGGAUUCAAGCAUUCCUCAAGGCAUUUAGAAUCACGUAAAAUCGACGAUGUCGGCCGAUUUAUUGGCGUUCGGAGGGGUGAUGUUUUGAUGAUUCGAAGCCUGAGGAACUUGCAAGAACUUGAUAAAUACGUUCCCAAGUCUCGGCCCCACCGGAAAAUAGCCGAUUUCUAGGCACGGUUUAUCUCAUUCACCGUUUCUCUUUUUCUCUUCCGUGCAUUCAUGCUCUAGCUGACCAUAAGCUCAUACGUGCCGGCUUUACUGCACGUGCGAGGCGUUUUGUGCCCAAAAUUUUUUUGUUUCACGUGUAAAUUUAAAUUGCAUGUUAAUUUGCUGGAUUGUGAAGCAAAUAUCUUAGCUGGCGCUCUUUGUAAGUUGUUUUAUCAUCUUUAUUCAGAUAAAAUAUGUUUUUGUAUAUAAAUAAUAAAAGAAAAAUAAAAUUACAAUAAACUCGAAAAAUAUUUUUAAAUUAAAGAAUUCAAAUCGGCUAAUGUGCGCCCUGGAGGCGUAAGAUAGUGAUGGGCGCGUAUAGACUCUUGAGUAAGCUGCUCUACUGUGGAAUCCAGCUGGAAAUUCGGACCGUUAUCAUUCCUCGUGUUGUGUUUGGGAUGCCAGCUAGAAAGUAGUACAAAUCGCAGGAACCCAUUAACUGCUCAUCCAACGGUGAUAAUCUAACUCUUGAUUGCAUGCUUCUUCCCUGUUACCAUACUCCAAAUGUCCAUACGUGUAAUUAAAAAUUGUUUAGGGAAUAAAUAAAUAUUUUUGGCGUUGGAAUAGUUGGUUAUUGAUAAACUAUAAGUUUCUGUUGAGCAGCCUGGAAAGAGACUAUAUGAGGCGAAAUUAGUGUACGACUGUUACAGGUUUUAAUUAGUAGUAUUGUUUGCACGUGUCAAGAGUUGAGCACGAUGUUACGUCAGUAACAAGCCACAAAAAUUGUCGGUGGUCACGGAAGCGUUCAAUUGGUUCAUUUACCUUGUAUUCCGCUCUCUCUCUUUGACUUUACACAAAUUUGUAAAAAUAAGAAAAAGAAAUAAAGUAAGGAAUGAUGAGAUGAGACAUAGAUCACGCGCAUGCUGGUGGUGAUGAUCAAGUGCGGUCCCAUGAGGUGGCAAUCCCUUCCUACGUGGAGGCUUUAUGAUUGGGUUCCUUUGUCCCACCCUCUAACGUCUUUGGGUCCUCCCAAUUAGUGACGUAGGGUCCCACAACGAAAUAACACCAAAAAGAAUUUUCACUUUUUUAUGUCUUCAAAGUUCAAACUCACAAAU